AGAGAGAGAGAUAGAUAGAUCAGAGCAGACGCUGGCUCGGUGGUGAUCAUACUGACUGCCAUGCUUUGAAAUAUGUGAUAGAGGAGCAAUAAUACAGAGGUUUCAACCAAAUGUCAGCUGGAAGGAAUCUGCGGUUCUCCCCUGAUAUGGAAUACAAGUCUUCUCAGAGGGAAACAGCUUCAUCUCUUCGGCCCUCGUGUCAGGCUUUAUGCUGAUGGUACCGGUUUGAAAAUACCAGGAGGGGCUUUUUGGAGUGAUUGUCACUCUGGACCCUGCUGUCACAGCACACAGGACACCAGGGGGAUUUGGGAUUUGAAGGGUCAAAAAAGAGCAAUAGAUAACUGACAGCUACAUCCAAUACACAGUUCUGUGUUUUAUCCAAGUACCAUUCGAUAUUGAGACCCAUCUAGCUGGUUUUUCAGUUUCCUGAGUGGACUUCAUCAACUAUCCAAAAAGAAAGUUAAACUUUGGAGAAUUUUCAAUUUUUUCUUCACCAUAGCAUGUGUGCUUUUAUCUCAAGUUGUCCGAAGUGACAUUUCUUUAAAGUAAAAUCAAUCUAAGAAAUUAAACAGAGUAUUCCAGAUCCAGUCAUGCAUCCCAGGUUACUCCUCCCGCACCUCCCCGUCCUCCUCGUCCUCCUCCUGCUGAUGUGGGGGCCGAUGGAGUCCGUGAGCCAGAAUGACACAGAGCCCAUCAUCCUGGAGGGGAAAUGUUUGGUCGUAUGCGACUCCACUCCUUCCUCCGAGCCCUCUGGUAACGCUCUAGGCAUGUCGGUCCGCUCCGGCUCGGGCAGGGUCGCCUUCUCUGCCAGCCGUCAGACCAACCACGAGCCCACAGACAUGAGCAACCGCACCAUGAUCAUCUACUUUGAUAACAUUUUGGUGAACGUGGGAACCCAUUUUGACCAAGAGAGCAGCGUCUUCCUGGCACCGAGAAGAGGCGUCUACAGCUUCAACUUCCAUGUUGUAAAGGCUUACAACAGACAAACUAUUCAGGUCAGUCUGAUGCUGAAUGGCUGGCCAAUGAUUUCAGCAUUCGCCGGGGACCAGGACGUGACCAGAGAAGCAGCCACUAACGCCGGCCUGGUGAUCAUGGAGAAGGGGGACAAAGCCUACCUGAGACUGGAGAGAGGGAACCUGAUGGGAGGCUGGAAGUACUCCACCUUCUCUGGGUUCCUUGUCUUCCCCUUGUGAGGAAAAGUUGGAGGG
Messenger RNA from Labrus bergylta (ballan wrasse), 1208 nucleotides. It is a transcript of the gene cbln12, whose product is annotated as cerebellin 12. Gene Ontology annotation, molecular function: protein binding. Gene Ontology annotation, cellular component: synaptic cleft; glutamatergic synapse. Gene Ontology annotation, biological process: maintenance of synapse structure. The record is from RefSeq and is a predicted model, not a curated record. Lineage: Eukaryota; Metazoa; Chordata; Actinopteri; Labriformes; Labridae.